Messenger RNA from Tripterygium wilfordii, 4977 nucleotides. Its product is annotated as ABC transporter G family member 29-like. Gene Ontology annotation, cellular component: membrane. Lineage: Eukaryota; Viridiplantae; Streptophyta; Magnoliopsida; Celastrales; Celastraceae. Gene Ontology annotation, molecular function: ABC-type transporter activity; ATP hydrolysis activity; ATP binding. The transcript has 22 exons. The coding region runs from base 266 to 4750 and encodes 1494 amino acids. The record is from RefSeq and is a predicted model, not a curated record.
UGCAUUGUAUUCUCAUUUUCUCUUCUUCUCUCUCUAAAUAGGUAAAAAGGAAGAAAAUAGAGAGAGACCUUUUUCUACAUUCCUUGAAAAUCAAGUAUCAUAGAUUGAUACAACCACAAAAAAGGUUCAAAUCUUCACCAACCGCACAAUCCUCUGCCUCCCUAUCUCUCUCUCUGUUCUGACUCUCUAAACAGAGUGCUCUCCCUCAUUUUUCCCGUUCUUGUGAUUCAAGAAACACAUACAGUCAGGGAGAGAGGAGCAGAGAAUGGAAGGAUUAGAGAAAGCAAGAACGGCGAGUCGGGGAGCGAGAGAGAGCAUGAGUAGGAGUUUAAGCAGGUCUAAUUGGGGCAUGGAGGAUGUAUUUUCAGGUGGGAGAGGAUCAUUGAGGAAUAGUAUUAUCAAUGAAGAUGAAGAGUCUCUUAAAUGGGCUGCAAUUGAGAAACUACCAACCUAUAAUCGGUUGCGAACAAGUAUUCUCCAAUCGUAUCGCGAAAAUGAAAUUCAAGGACACAAAAUGGUACAUAAAGAAGUGGAUGUAACCAAGCUUGACAUUAGUGAAAGACAAAAGAUCAUUGACAAGCUCUUCAAGGUUGCCGAGGAAGACAAUGAGAAGUAUUUGAAGAAGUUCAGGAACAGAAUUGAUAAAGUUGGUAUCAAACUUCCAUCAGUGGAAGUCAGGUUUGAGCAUUUGACAGUGGAAGCCAAGUGCCAUGUUGGAUCCAGAGCUCUCCCUACUCUUCCAAACACUGCCUUAAAUGUUGCAGAAUCAGCUCUUGGCAUGCUUGGGAUUAGAUUUGCUAAAAGGACAAAACUUACAAUACUCAAAGAUGCCUCUGGACUUAUUAAACCAUCAAGGAUGACACUUCUAUUAGGCCCACCAUCGUCAGGGAAAACAACCCUUUUGUUGGCACUGGCAGGAAGGUUGGACCCAAGCCUAAAGGUUACUGGGGAGGUUACUUAUAAUGGGUAUAAACUCAAUGAAUUUGUACCACAAAAGACUUCCGCCUACAUUAGCCAAAAUGAUGUUCAUGUGGGAGAAAUGACUGUCAAAGAAACCCUCGAUUUCUCUGCUAGGUGUCAAGGGGUUGGAACCAGAUAUGACCUCCUAAGUGAGCUUGCAAGAAGGGAGAAGGAUGCUGGAAUAUUCCCAGAGGCAGAAAUAGAUCUUUUUAUGAAGGCAACAGCAAUGAAAGGAGUUGAAAGUAGCCUCAUCACCGACUACACUCUCAAAAUAUUGGGGCUUGAUAUAUGCAAAGACACCAUUGUAGGAGAUGAGAUGAUCCGAGGAAUAUCCGGCGGACAGAAAAAGCGAGUAACUACAGGAGAGAUGAUUGUUGGACCCACAAAGACUCUAUUCAUGGAUGAAAUAUCAACUGGUCUUGAUAGCUCCACAACAUUUCAAAUUGUGAAAUGCCUGCAGCAGAUUGUACACCUCACUGAGGCUACUGUUUUGAUAUCACUACUUCAGCCUGCUCCUGAGACGUUCGAUCUUUUUGAUGAUGUCAUUCUCUUAUCGGAGGGCCAGAUAGUCUACCAGGGCCCACGAGAACACAUUGUGGAGUUCUUUGAGAGAUGUGGAUUCAAAUGUCCUGAAAGAAAGGGAGUUGCUGAUUUCUUGCAAGAGGUUACCUCAAGAAAGGACCAAGAGCAAUACUGGGCAGAUAAAAGAAAACCAUACAAAUACAUAACAGUCGGUGAAUUUGCGAGCAGGUUCAAGAGUUUCCAUGCAGGAAUGAGGGUUGAGAAUGAGCUCUCGGUGCCUUUUGAUAAGGCCCAAGGCCAUAAAGCUGCUCUUGUGUUCACAAAGUACUCUGUCCCAAGAAUGGAACUACUAAGAGCUUGUUGGGAUAAAGAAUGGCUAUUGAUGAAGAGAAAUUCAUUCUUCUAUGUUUUCAAGACAGUUCAAAUUAUUCUCGGGGCUGCCAUUGCGUCCACAGUGUUCAUAAGGUCCAGGAUGCACACUAGGAAUGAACAAGAUGGUGCAAUGUAUAUUGGUGCACUUUUAUUCUCUAUGCUCGUAAACAUGUUCAAUGGUUUUGCUGAGUUACAACUUAUACUCAAGAGGCUCCCUGUAUUUUACAAGCAACGAGACCUUCUCUUCCAUCCACCAUGGACUUUCUCUCUCCCAACUUUCCUGCUCGGGUUACCCAUAUCCAUGUUUGAGUCUUUUGUUUGGGUGAUCGUAACAUAUUACAGCAUUGGAUUUGCUCCAGAAGCAAGCAGGUUUUUUAAGCAUCUACUAGUGAUAUUCCUGCUCCAACAAAUGGCUGGUGGGAUCUUUAGGCUUAUUGCUGGAAUCUGCAGGUCCGUGAUCAUCGCCAGCACUGGUGGUGCUCUCACUCUUCUUCUAAUCUUCUUGCUCGGAGGUUUCAUCCUUCCUCGAGAAAAAAUUCCAGAGUGGUUGAGGUGGGCUAACUGGGCCUCACCUAUGUCUUAUGGCUAUUAUUCCCUCACAGUGAAUGAAAUGUUUGCUCCAAGGUGGAUGAACGAGUUUGCCUCGGACGGUGUUACCAGAUUAGGUGUGGCAGUUCUCAGGAACUUUGAUGUAUUCCCUGAAAGAAAAUGGUAUUGGAUUGGUGCAGCUGCUCUUCUGGGUUUUGUAGUCCUCUUCAAUCUCCUAUUUACGUUGUCACUCAUGUAUCUAAACCCCAUUGGAAAACCACAAGCUACGAUCUCUGAGGAAGAAGUGGCUGAGAUGGAAGCUGACCAAGAAGAGUCUGAGGAAGAACCCAGAAUAAGAAGAAUCAUGUCUAAUGGAGAUUCACUUCCUCGACCCUUAUCUUCCUCUGACGGAAACAACACAAGAGAAUUGGCAAUGAAGCGAAUGAGCAGUCGAUCCAAUCCUAAUGGACUGAGUAUACAUGCAGAUUCAUCCCUUGAGUUGGCAAAUGGUGUAGCUCCCAAGAGAGGAAUGAUUCUUCCGUUCACUGCUCUUGCGAUGUCCUUUGAUAGUGUGAACUACUAUGUAGACAUGCCCCCUGAAAUGAAAGCCCAAGGUGUUCCUGAAGACAAGCUCCAACUACUUCGAGAAGUAACAGGUGCAUUUAGGCCUGGAGUCCUGACAGCAUUAAUGGGAGUUAGUGGAGCUGGAAAAACUACAUUGAUGGAUGUCUUAGCAGGGAGAAAGACUGGUGGUUAUAUCGAAGGUGACAUUCGAAUUUCUGGAUACCCCAAGAAACAGGAGACGUUUGCAAGAAUUGCGGGAUACUGUGAACAAAAUGAUAUUCACUCACCUCAAGUGACUGUUCAAGAAUCCUUGAUACACUCAGCUUUCCUUCGGCUCCCUAAAGAAGUCAGAAAAGAGGAAAAGCUGACUUUUGUGGAGCAAGUGAUGGAACUGGUAGAACUAGACAAUCUCAAAAAUGCUCUAGUGGGGCUGCCAGGAGUUACAGGGUUGUCAACAGAGCAGAGAAAAAGGUUGACAAUAGCAGUAGAACUUGUUUCAAAUCCCUCCAUCAUUUUCAUGGAUGAACCAACAUCAGGGCUUGAUGCAAGGGCAGCUGCCAUUGUCAUGAGGACUGUGAGGAACACUGUGGACACUGGAAGAACAGUUGUUUGCACGAUUCAUCAGCCAAGCAUUGAUAUUUUUGAAGCCUUUGAUGAGCUGCUGCUGAUGAAGAGAGGAGGUCAGGUGAUUUACCUGGGACCACUGGGACGAAAUUCUCACAAGAUCGUUGAGUAUUUUGAGGCUAUUCCUGGAGUCCCAAAAAUUCCAGAGAAGUAUAAUCCAGCAACAUGGAUGUUGGAAGUGAGCUCAGUAGCAGCUGAAAUCCGGCUUGAACUCGACUUUGCUGAGCACUACAAAUCUACAUCCUUGUACCAGCGAAACAAGGCUUUAGUGGAGGAGUUAAAGACGCCCCCACCUGGAAUGAAAGACCUGUAUUUUGCAACUCAGUAUUCCCAGUCCUCAUGGGGGCAGUUCAAGUCUUGCCUCUGGAAGCAUUGGUGGACUUACUGGAGAAGCCCUGAUUAUAACCUUGUUAGAUUCUUCUUCACCUUGGUUUCAGCCCUCAUGGUUGGGGCAAUAUUUUGGAAGGUUGGCACCAGAAGGGACAGCACAGCUGAUCUUUCUACGAUCAUUGGAGCGAUGUAUGCUGCUGUCUUGUUUAUUGGAAUCAACAAUUGCUCAACGGUACAACCUGUAGUAGCCAUCGAAAGAACUGUGUUCUAUCGAGAAAGAGCUGCUGGAAUGUACUCCGCAUUACCUUACGCCCUAGCACAAGUACUCUGUGAAAUACCAUAUGUGCUGGUUCAAACCACAUAUUAUACUCUUAUUGUGUAUGCCAUGGUGGCCUUUCAAUGGACAGCAGCAAAAUUCUUCUGGUUCUUCUUUAUUUCCUUCUUCUCCUUCCUUUACUUCACAUACUACGGAAUGAUGACUGUCGCCAUCACACCAAACCACCAAGUUGCAGCCAUCUUUGCAGCAGCAUUCUAUUCUCUCUUCAAUCUUUUUUCAGGUUUCUUUAUCCCAAGAACGAGCAUCCCAAAAUGGUGGGUAUGGUACUACUGGAUCUGCCCAGUGGCAUGGACAGUGUAUGGACUAAUUGUAUCGCAAUACGGCGACGUGGAGGACACCAUUAGUGCACCAGGAAUUACACCUGACCCUACUGUGAAAUGGUACAUAGAAAACCAUUAUGGUUUUGAUCCAAACUUCAUGGGACCAGUAGCUGUGGUGUUGGUUGGUUUUGCACUCUUCUUUGCAUUUAUGUUUGCCUACUGCAUAAAGAAGCUAAACUUCCAAACAAGAUAGAAGAAGAAGAAGAGAUGCUCAGCUUUAGCUUAUAAAUGUUAGUACAGAAGCCAUAGCAAUUGUACAAGUCUUGUUCCUUUCUUCUUGUAAAUCAAGAAAUUGUUUUGUUUUUUCACUUUGAUGAUGCACAUAUCUGUAAAAAAAAAUUAAAAAAUUACAGAUCAUGUGCAAGCUUCCAAGAGAGAAAUUUGUUUCCUUCUGCAAAUAAGAACAAUUCCAAUCCAUAA